GCUAGGAGGGUGGUUUCGCGCAGCGGCCUGACAGGGCAAGCUUGGCUCUUCUGUAUCCACCUGGCUUUGUGGUUAAGGCCGGGUCGGUGCCGCCGGGCCCGGGAAGAUGGUGCUUGGUGGUUGCCCGGUGAGUUACUUGCUUCUGUGCGGCCAGGCAGCGUUGCUGCUGGGAAAUCUACUUCUGCUGCAUUGUGUCUCUCGAAGCCACUCAUACAAUGCUACUGCAGAGCUCGAGCUUGCGUCGGCGGGCUCCGCCCACCAGGAAGGCCUGACUGGUGCUCUGAACUGGGAAUACGGCGACCCCCAGUCUCCAGUCAUCCUCUGCUCAUACCUACCUGAUGAAUUUAUACAUUGUGAUGACCCAGUGGAUCAUGUUGGAAAUUCAACUGCAUCCCAAGAACUUGGUUACGGUUGCCUCAAGUUUGGUGGUCAGGCCUACGGUGAUGUGGAACACACUUCUGUCCAAUGUCAGGCCCUAGAUGGAAUUGAGUGUGCCAGUCCUAGGACCUUCCUACGAGAAAACAAACCUUGUAUAAAGUAUACCGGACACUAUUUCAUAACCACUUUACUGUACUCCUUCUUCCUGGGAUGUUUCGGAGUGGAUCGUUUCUGUCUGGGACACACUGGUACAGCAGUGGGGAAGCUGUUGACACUUGGAGGACUUGGAAUUUGGUGGUUUGUUGACCUGAUUUUGCUUAUCACUGGAGGGCUGAUGCCAAGCGAUGGCAGCAACUGGUGCACCAUUUACUAAAAAAGAGCUGAUGGCUGCUAUACCCCAGAGAGACAAGUGAGUGUUCUAUCUUCUGAACUCAUCUCUACCAGGUCAGAAUUCUACGAUUAUCAGACCUGGACACUUCUCUCUUUGGAGAAAAUGGGUUUGUAAGAAGAGUUCUUUGGAUGAUGGAUUUUCAACCCAAAUCCUACCUGGCAGACUAGAAUGACAAGUAAACAGUAUUGUGAGGAUCAAAUUUGUACCUUUCCUCGUGUACAAACUAUAAGGCUAAUGACUAACUUAUAAACUCCAAACAGGCUUCCAAAUUCUUCAUUUCUGUCAAUUGUUCUGUCUCCACUCCAAGGUAGGUGGAGUGUUUUUAUCCAUGUACCUUUUGCGACCCUGUCUUCAUGCAGAGACAACCCAAAGCUGAGCCAAUGAAAGUCUGUAGCAAAACUAGAAAUGGCCAUGGAUUUUAAAACAUGUGAAAUUUUGACUUUUUGAAUUUAAAUUGUAGUAUAAAUUUUGCCCACCUGGAGUGUUAU
Messenger RNA from Octodon degus (degu), 1257 nucleotides. RefSeq names its product TM2 domain containing 2 (gene Tm2d2). Bases 107 to 751 code for a protein of 214 amino acids. The transcript has 4 exons. The record is from RefSeq and is a predicted model, not a curated record. Lineage: Eukaryota; Metazoa; Chordata; Mammalia; Rodentia; Octodontidae.